Molecule: messenger RNA, 1911 nt
Organism: Debaryomyces tyrocola
Lineage: Eukaryota; Fungi; Ascomycota; Pichiomycetes; Serinales; Debaryomycetaceae
Source: the annotation of a GenBank genome assembly
AUGCUUCGAUGUUAUAGACAUAGACUUACCGGUGCAGGAUUACACCGGACUGUGAUAUCCCGACACUAUUCAAAUGUUUCUACCAAAAUAAAUACGAAAGUGCCGGAUAUGUACAGUAUAAAUGACAUGAAGGAUGAGAAUGAAAUAAAUGCAUCUAUAUUUGCACGAUUGUCAAAAGUAUAUCAGAUAUUAAGCAGUAGGACAAGAAGGUUCAGAUAUGCUGCUAAUGAGUGCCGUGAUAUUUAUAUCCAAAAUAAUGCUAGUCUUUUAGAUGAUCUUCUACAAUAUCCCAGGAUUAACAAAGAUAUGAUAACAUUUUUAUUUUUUAACUAUACAUUUUCCAACUCGAUCAAGGCACUUCUUUUGGAUGAUCUCAAUCGUCUUCUUAUGGUAGGAAACUUUGAGGUUGUCCUAAAAUCUUUUAAAAAUAUGAUAGAAUCAGGUAUAGUUUCAAAUUCAGUAGAAAGUGAUUUUAUGCAUAUCAGUACCCAUAGAGGGCGAGUGACAGAGACAGAAUUGAGAAAUAGACUAGCAGACUUAAUAGUCAAUCAGGCUGUUAGUUCCGGUGAGCAUUUACUAGCAUCAUCAUUUGCAUUAAGAUUCAAAGCUUCCAACAUUCCUUUGAACAACCAAACCAUUCGUCUACUUCUUCAUUCUCUAGCCGUUGAUACGACUAUCAACCACAUUUACAACUCAUACACGAUUAUUAAGAUCUUAAAUGAAUUCUCCACAAACGAUAUAAAAUUACCAGACAUGUGCAAUUUAUUACUAUAUUUGGCCGAAGGAAAGCAGCAACCUUUUUUUGCAAACAUACUUUAUGAUUGGAUAUUGCAAAGUUCACUUCUUAAUAAACAACUGGAAGGCGAUUUAAAGAAAUUUAAUGAAGCCGCUAUUAAACUAAUGCAACAAAAUAUAGAACACGGUGAUGUGACGAGAGCAGACAAGAUAUGGAACUCAAUUAAGAAUAUAGAGAUAACUUCUGCCACGAAUACAGUAGCCUUAAGUAAACUAAUAGAGAAACUUAUAGAAACAGAUGAGGAUGCUGCAGAAAAUAUAGUAUAUGAAAAUCUAUCUACAGAACUUUACAAUAAUCCUGAUUUACAAGAUUGCAUUUUGAGGUUCUUCGGCACUCACCCCAAACAUGUCGAGAUGUUUGAAAAAUUAAUGAAACAAUUAAAACCACCAUUAAGAAGACUGACAUUAUCACUGUUAUUUGAGGCCUUCUUGCUGCAAAAUAAUGAAUCUGGGGCAGAAAAAAUUUUACUGUUUAUAUUCAAAUCCAAAAACGGAAUUAACUUCUUAGAUUUUGAUUCUAUCAUUAGAAAAUUAAUAAGGCAACAAAAGAUAACUCAAUGUAUUGACAUGCUCAGAUCAACUGAUAUAGAAAUUUCCAAAGUGGGACAUAUUAGUGUUUUUAAGUAUCUUAUCCGAACUCCAAAUGGUAACGAAAAGAAGAAAUUUCUUGAAGAUUUAGCCGCUCGCUUUCAUAAAUUGGAUAAUAAUGAUGAAUGCUUUCAGUUGUUGACUAUAGCAUUUUUUGCUUACGUUUCAGAACAUAUUAAUAAUCGAGUCAGUCGAAGUUUGUUUACGCAAAUUAGUCGUAAUUCUCAUGAAGGUAUCACUACUCUCCGUGAUUCUGGUGAUAAAUUAAACUUAGAGCAGUAUUCAUUUCCUAAGGGUUUUCUGCAACUAUUAUCCUUCGAGGGGAGUGCCAGAUUGGAAUGUUUAUCAAUCAUUUCCAACCACGCAAUUCAAGAUUACGAUUUAAACACAUUGAAAUGGUGCAUCGAAGAGUUAAGGUUUUCUGGUGUAUUACUAGAAGAUAUAUUAAAGAGCAUGUUUAAAAAAGAUCCCCAGUUUUAUAAAGAAGUAUUACAAGUGGAGAGUUUACCUUCUCCUGUCCAGCAUUAG